AUGAAUGAUGAAUCAGUUUCCGAAAAUUCUGAUGAUCCAGACUAUGAACCAAGUGAAAGUUCGGAAAGUGAAACUGGUAGUCUAAAAUGUCGAGUAUGUGGUAAAACUUUUAGAUUUAAAUCUAAGCUUAAAAGGCACAAACUUAUCCAUAGCCAGGAGAAGAUCUAUAAAUGUAAUAUGUGCUCAGCAGCGUUUAAACAUAGGCUAACUCUUCAGUCACAUAUAGCCACGCAUACUAAUAUAAGACCUUAUAGCUGUAGUGUAUGCAGUAAAGAAUUUACCAACAUAAGUCAUUUAAAAAGUCAUUUUAUUGUUCAUACGGGAGAAAAACCUCACACCUGUGACAUUUGUAAUAGAAGUUUUGGUCAUAAAUGUGCUUUGAAAACACAUAUGAUUAUUCACACCAGAGAACCUCUUUUGUGUAAUAUAUGUAAUGAAAAAUUUGCUAUGAAAAAUGAGCUAGCACAUCAUUAUCGUAAACAUCACAGAAACUUGGAUACGUUUAUGUGUGAUAUUUGUUAUAAACAAUAUCUAAAGCCUGCAUAUUUAAUGAGGCAUUAUAGUAAUCAUCAUAAAGAAUUAAAACCUUUCGUGUGUGUUUUAUGUAAGCAAGGUUUCUGUAGGGAAGAAGAUGUAAAGAAUCAUAGAAGCACUUGCCAAGGAAGACAAUCCAUCAAGAAUGCAGAGAAGGAAAACCCGAAGUGCUGCAAUGAAGGGAAUUAG
Molecule: messenger RNA, 723 nt
Organism: Argiope bruennichi
Lineage: Eukaryota; Metazoa; Arthropoda; Arachnida; Araneae; Araneidae
Product: gastrula zinc finger protein XlCGF49.1-like
Exons: 1
Coding region: 1-723 (240 amino acids)
Biological process (GO): regulation of transcription by RNA polymerase II
Cellular component (GO): nucleus
Molecular function (GO): RNA polymerase II cis-regulatory region sequence-specific DNA binding; DNA-binding transcription activator activity, RNA polymerase II-specific
Source: RefSeq, a predicted model, not a curated record